This is a messenger RNA of Scaptodrosophila lebanonensis, 1280 nucleotides long. RefSeq lists its product as uncharacterized. The record is from RefSeq and is a predicted model, not a curated record. Lineage: Eukaryota; Metazoa; Arthropoda; Insecta; Diptera; Drosophilidae. The transcript has 6 exons. The coding region runs from base 1 to 777 and encodes 258 amino acids.
AUGAUGCUGUUCCUGCAACUUUGCGAGUAUUGGGGUAUCUUCCUCCUCGAGGAUUUUGUCUGGUGUUUCUUGCUGCAGCGACCAUAUUUCUGCGCGUGCUCGAGCUCGGUUUGGGAUUUUUCGUCUUGCGCGGAUGACUUUUUGACGCUGGAUUUGUGCCUUGAUGUAAAUUCUGAUAAAUCUAUUUCAACCACUCCCAAGCCCAAGAGAAGCCCCAAGGGGUCUGCUCUGGUGACUUCAAACGUGCUCUUGCGUCCUGCAAAGGGCUCUCCAAAUUCAUCUUCUCCUAAGGAGGCCACUGGGAAAAACGAACCUGCGAAUUCUACUCCCAAAACGAGUUUUCGCCCUAUUGUUAACACUACUACUGUUGUGCGUCGUUCGGGUGAAUUCCAUGCACCUGUACAACCGUACAAUCCAACAGUUGCUGAGGCGGCAAACUCAGGAAGCAGUACGGCAUCGCUAUACAAGCGUGCUACUGCAUCCCACACAUCGCCUAAAACAAGGAGAAUUCGUUCUAGUGCUGCUGUACGAAGCACCUCUGCUUCGGCUAGGGCUGCCCAGCACGACCACUUAAGACCCGAUGUUCAGGAUCUUUCCAGAUCUGAUCUUAUCGAACUGGAUUCCAACGAGGAGGAGAUUGAUAGUGAUUCCUUAUGUAUGGAAGGCGCGAGUGCUCUUCCCGUUUCACCGCCGAAUCAACAAAAUACCGCUCAGAAUGUUGUUGCCGAGCCCGUUCCCUUGCAGUCUGAUGACUUGGAAACCCAGGGAUCUAAAUAAAGAACUUUGCUGCACACCUCUCAUGUUUGGCUGUUUUGAGGCCCUUUUUCUGCCUGCUGUCACUGCUUUUAUAUAAAUCUGCGCCCUCUUGUGGGAAACUUUGCUUCUGGAUAGUGCCGCAACGCGGGACACUUUUUAUAUAUAUUGAUCGUCUGCCUGAACACGUCAUGUAGUGGAAAUGGGCUAAUCAAUGUGUGAUGCUAUCUCCAUAAACUCUAUGAUAAUGCAGAGAUUCAUACAUGCUCUCUUGCAACAACGUUUUGUAUAUUUUAGACCUUGGAGUCAACAUAUUCUUCAGACAUGAUGCUGUUCCUGCAACUUUCUCUCGGCUGGCACCCCACUGGUGCGCAUCUCCAUGCCCGUUCCUGGGAUUCAUUUGGCUGCGCCCACGCCUGCCACAUAAACGCUUUCCAUGGUACUACUGGAUCUUCACAGCAGCUACAUCUACAACUACACUAUUCAUACUUAUAUUUACUAUUUAAGAUUAUUAUUGUCAUACGUUU